Parnassius apollo (apollo) is the source of this 375-nucleotide messenger RNA. Lineage: Eukaryota; Metazoa; Arthropoda; Insecta; Lepidoptera; Papilionidae. The record is from the annotation of a GenBank genome assembly.
AUGGCACCUCGCGGAACUCCAAGGGUGACGCCAAAAGUACAACGAAAUAUUUCGACAAAAACGAAUACUACUAAAGCUAAUUCAUCACCAGUAACUGCAAUAAAAAAAGUUAUUGCGACCAGAAAUACCCCGGAUAAAAGCAAUAUAAAAAUGUCAAGUACAAAGAAGAUUGAACCAAAGCAAAGAACUAAUACUGUUACAAAAGUAAGCACACCAAAAUCCAAAGAGAAUAAGCCUAUAAUUCUUUCUGGAAGUGUAACAAAAAGUGCUAAAAAAGCUCUGUGGAAGAGACGUCCCAAACCUGCCCAUUCGGGUGUUCCAGUUCCAGAGAAAAUGAAAAGGUUGUUAGAAGAGCAAUUGCAAGAUUCAGAUUAA